GGUUGAAUCAGUAAUUAAAUCGAUCUUGACAACCUACCAGCCUACCGGUUCUCACAAGUCACAAGCAGCCAAUUAUAUCACUCAGCAUAUCAUAUUCACAAUCGCAAAUCGCAAUGUCGUCUGAAAUGUAUUCUCUAGCCAGUAAAGUCAAGCUGGCCAACGGUGCGUCCAUGCCGCUCUUGCACCUGGGCCUCUACAUGAUACCCGGGAACCAGGUGAAGGACCCCGUCAGAUGGGCCCUCGCCGCCGGCUACCGGGGCUUCGACUCGGCGCAGAUGUACGACAACGAGCGCGAGACGGGCCGGGCCAUCCGGGACUUCCUCUCCAGCAGCCAGAACAAGGCCGGGCUCACGCGGGAGGACAUCUUCUACACCACCAAGCUGGCCAACAACAGGGCCUCGUACCAGCAGGUCCGCCGCUCCAUCAAGCAGUCCGUCGACGCCUGCGGCCUCGGCUAUGUCGACCUGUUCCUCCUGCACAGCCCCUACGGCGGCUCCGAGGCCCGCCUGGCCAGCUGGAGGGCCCUCGAGGACGCCAUCGCCGACGGCGAGGUCAGGAUGGCCGGCAUCAGCAACUUUGGCGUCCGACAUAUCGAGGAGCUGAUGGCCUCUAACCCGCGGAUCCGCCCUGUUGUCAACCAGUUUGAAGUCCACCCCUUCAACACGAAUACCGAGAUCAGAGCCGCCUGCGCAAAACAUGGCAUCAUCGUCGAGGCGUACGGGCCCCUCGCCAGGGCAAUGCGGAUGAAACACCCCACCAUCCUGUCGCUCUCCAGCAAGUACGGCUGUACCCCAGCACAGCUGAUGAUCCGCUGGUCUCUACAACACGGCAUGGUCCCGCUGCCGAAGUCGUCGAACCAAGACCGCCUCGUCAGCAACGCCGAUGUGGGGAAAUUUGCCAUCUCGGAGGAAGAUAUGGCAGCCAUGGACGGACUUGAUGAGAAUCUUGUGACUGACUGGGAUCCCACCGACGCGCCCUAGGCUUGCAAGCCUCUGUCAGAAGGGAUGCAAAUGUGUGAGUGCUGUAAUUGAGAUUUAAUUAAGACAAGGAUGAGGGGACAGAAGGGCAUGUGGUCCAAGGUAGCCUAAUCCCCACGGUGCCGGCCCUAGAUUUCACACAUAGUGGUAGAGUCAUGGGGUUUGGAGUUGCGGCGUGGUCAAAUGUAAUUAGGUGCUCCUCCAACUGGGAUUAAUUAUGCCGGUGUGAGUCGGUGUGACUCAUUCAUUCAUUGGCCGCGAUAUCUUUUGCAUUCAAAAAAGAACGUUGAGGAGUCUCGACAAGCUGGCU
Phialemonium atrogriseum is the source of this 1287-nucleotide messenger RNA. Its product is annotated as aldo-keto reductase family 1 member E1. Gene Ontology annotation, molecular function: oxidoreductase activity. Bases 114 to 980 code for a protein of 288 amino acids. The record is from RefSeq and is a predicted model, not a curated record. The transcript has 5 exons. NCBI's taxonomy places the organism in Eukaryota, Fungi, Ascomycota, Sordariomycetes, Cephalothecales, Cephalothecaceae.